This is a messenger RNA of Dovyalis caffra, 711 nucleotides long. NCBI's taxonomy places the organism in Eukaryota, Viridiplantae, Streptophyta, Magnoliopsida, Malpighiales, Salicaceae. The record is from the annotation of a GenBank genome assembly.
AUGACAGAACCAGAUACAAAAUUGAGCUUGAAGCUAUUGGUCGACAAGAAAGCAAACAAAGUUCUUUUUGCAGAAGCUGGAAAAGAUUUCGUGGAUUUUCUGUUCAACCUCCUUUCUCUGCCCGUGGGUGCUGUGAUUAGGCUUAUAACAAAUUCAGCCAUGGUUGGCUGCGUCGGAAAUCUUUAUCAGAGCAUUGAAAGCCUCAAUCAAACUUACGUGCAGCCUGAUCAAAAUAAGGAUUUACUUUUGAAGCCCCGUGUACCAAACCAUGUUGCUAAUGUGCCUCUCUUGCUGCCUGAUACUAAUCCGGCCGAGAGAAAGUUGUACAAUUGUAUUAACGCACACCGUUGUGUCACAGAUCGUAAGGACACCAUUUGUGCUCAGUGCAGAAAUCCAAUGUGUCAUGAUGUGCAGUUUGUUGGUAAGAAUAGUUUUACUGCUGGUUCAGCUAGUGAGGGGGGAUAUGUGAAGGGAUUGGUUACGUACAUGGUGACCGAUGAUUUAUCUGUGUCACCAAUGUCAAUGAUAUCUGGUGUUGCUCUGCUAAACAAGUUCAGUGUUAAGGAUUUUGGUGCACUUGAGGAAAGGAUGGCUGAGUUUGGGAUUAAUGAGGGUCUGGAAUUGUUGAAGGCUUCUCUGCAGUCAAAGGCAGCUCUUACUACAGUCUUCCUUUCAAAGCAGGAUGUCAAGGUGGAUGCAGCGUCGGAUUGA